This is a messenger RNA of Papaver somniferum (opium poppy), 1242 nucleotides long. RefSeq names its product vegetative cell wall protein gp1-like. The transcript has 2 exons. Bases 93 to 977 code for a protein of 294 amino acids. Lineage: Eukaryota; Viridiplantae; Streptophyta; Magnoliopsida; Ranunculales; Papaveraceae. The record is from RefSeq and is a predicted model, not a curated record.
AGAUGCGUUAAUCGAAGGAAACACAUUCACCAAACAAACGUAUCCCUAAAGGGGGAACAAACAGUAGUAGUACUAGUAUCUAGUCAUUCACAAUGGAGCGCAAUUUUUCAUCAUCUGCUGGUUUUUUUCUGCUUGUAAUCGUUUGUUUCUCAGCACUGUUUGAGAUAUCAUCAACGGAAGCUUUUUGUGAAAAUGCGGAAACACAAGAUGUGUACAAUGCCGCUGAUUGCACAGCUUGCCAAAAUACAUGUCUAAGAGUAUGCGCGGCCAAAGGAAGUUCAUAUACUACACAACAGUGCACACCUAAAACCGGCACUGCAACAUACGCAACAUGCAAGUGUUGUUGUUCACCUACACCAUUCUCUCCACCACCACCUCCACCUUCCCCUCCGCCUCCGCCUCCAUCACCACCUCCACCUUCACCUCCACCAUCACCACCUCCACCUUCCCCUCCACCUCCACCCCCAUCACCACCUCCACCUUCGGCUGCUUGUGAGACUGCUCCAGUGGAAGUGUACAAUGCCCCUGAUUGCGCCACUUGCACAACAACCUGCAGUAGAGUAUGUAUGGCCGGAGGAACUUCACUUAUUGGAGAAGCAUGUGCGCCUCAAACCAAUACUACAGGAGUAUCAUGCCAGUGUUGUUGUUCAAGUCCACCAUCACCCCCACCAUCACCUCCUUCACCUCCAUCACCAUCUCCACCUUCCCCACCUCCAUCACCAUCUCCACCUUCCCCACCUCCUCCAUCCCCACCAUCUCCUCCAAGUCCAUGCCCACCACCAGCACCAGGCUGUGGAUGCGGCUGCGGAUCUGGAUGUGGAUGUUGUAACACGGAUAUUAACAUCCAGAUAUCGAUAAAAUCAGGUGGUAAUGCCCAAGUAACAAAAACCUCGUCAUCGUCCUCUGUUGGUCGUAAUGUCAAAGUAUCAACACCAUCGUCAUCACCUUCUUACGGUGGUACUUAUGAUGAAUUGUAAUAGAUACCACCGGUGGUACGAUGAUUGCCGUUUCCUACUUUAUUUCCAUUUCCACUAUGUAAUCUGUUUGCAAUGAAUCUUUUUGCUUAAUCAGUCCAUUUCUUUUUGCAAAAUAAAGUGUAUUGAGGAAACUACCUUGUAGUCCGGUAUAUCCCGUCGAGAAAGGAUUAGAGAGUUCAACCGGAGAAUCGGUGCAUUUGGUAACAUGUAACUUAAUAUUUACAACCGAUUUGAAAAUCAAUUGUGGAUUGUUAACUGGUAAAAA